AUUUCUUGCUGCACCACUGCCAAAGAAAUGUGGGACAAGCUAGAGGUCACAUAUGAAGGUACGGACCAAGUUCGGGAAGCCAAAAUUGACUUCCUAACGCAGGAGUACGAGAUGUUCAGGAUGAAGGAAGGAGAAAAGAUCGAUGACAUGUUCGAUCGGUUUUCAAAAAUCAUCAACGACCUUCACGCUCUCAAGAAGACGUACACCAACAGGGAUCUCGUGAGGAAAAUCCUGCGAAGCCUCACACCCGAAUGGAGAUCAAAGGCAGAUGCAAUUUAUGAAUCCAUCGGAGUCUCAAAUGUCACCAUCGACGGGCUAAGAGGUAAUCUCAAAACUUAUGAAUCUACUAUCCUAACCCCGUCUUUGGAUGAACAAAAGAAGAAAGGUAUAGCGCUGAAAGCAACCAAGGAGUCCGUGGAAGAUGACUCAAUCGAUGAUGACAACGAGUUCGGACUCGUCAUCAAGAAGUUCCACAAAUUCAUGAAGAAAGAAUUUAAAAGAAAAGGAAGAAAGCACGACGGGCCCUCUAAGUGCUAUGGCUGUGGCGAGAUAGGCCACAUCAAGCCGAGGUGUCCAAAAAGCAAAGGCGGCAAGGACAAACCUGGCUUCAAAAAGCAACGGGCGUACAUCUCUUGGGGAGGCGACUCCGGGGAUGAGUCAACGGAUCAGGAAGAGGAGGAAGCCGCCAACCUCUGCCUCAUGGCACACGAAGAUCAGACCGACGACGUUCAAGAGGUAUGUACCAUUUCUUACGACUCUUAUACUUUUGAAGAAAUGCAAGAAGCACUUCACGAGCUUUAUGAUGAAUUUGUUAGCGCUUCUAAAACCAACAAAUCUUUAAAGAAACGUCUUUCAACUCUUGAAAAUGAUUUUGACAAAUUGGAAAAAGAUAAUGAAAGGUUGAAACAAGAAAAUAAAUUUUAUGAUUCUUUAGAGAGAGUACACCUUGAAGACGAUGAAGAAGACACACCAUUAUACACCAACCCGCAACCACAAUCUGAGGAAACACCUCAAGUGAUGGUCGAAAAUGAGGACCAAGCAGACGGAGAAGAUCAAGAGGAAGCCCAGGAACAAGAGGAAACCGAGCUUCCCAUCGCUUGGAGAACGCACAGGAACCAUCCACUUGACCAG
Molecule: messenger RNA, 1131 nt
Organism: Cuscuta campestris
Lineage: Eukaryota; Viridiplantae; Streptophyta; Magnoliopsida; Solanales; Convolvulaceae
Source: the annotation of a GenBank genome assembly